Molecule: messenger RNA, 1464 nt
Organism: Alnus glutinosa
Lineage: Eukaryota; Viridiplantae; Streptophyta; Magnoliopsida; Fagales; Betulaceae
Product: probable LRR receptor-like serine/threonine-protein kinase At3g47570
Exons: 4
Coding region: 1-1464 (487 amino acids)
Molecular function (GO): protein binding
Source: RefSeq, a predicted model, not a curated record
AUGACCCAUUUAACAGCUUCACCUCUUGGAAUGAUUCUAUCAACUCCUGCAACUGGCAAGGAGUUACAUGCGGCCGCAGUCAUCAAAGAGGGAAAUUCCAAUAUCACCUACUGCCCUGAGCUCAGAGUCAUUGACUUUGCAAGGAAUAAGCUUAUUGCGAAUAUUCCUGUUGAACUGGGCUCUUUAAAGAGGCUUGUAUGGCUUGCAGUCGCCGUAAAUCAAUUGACGGGAGGCAUCCCACCUUCUUUGGGGAAAUGUUUCUUCGCUCCAAGCCAUUUGCAAAGGUUAGAUUACUUUGGAGUAGUGGAAAAUAUUAUAUCUGGUACGUUCGCUUAUUCCCUUUACAAUAUAUCAACUUUGAGGACCAUUUAUGCCGGAGCUAACCGACUUAAUGGCACUCUUCCAGCCAACAUAGGCCUCACUCUCCCUAAUCUCCGUAUCUUGUCCAUUGGUAUUAACAACUUCUCUGGUCCAAUCCCAGUUUCAUUAUCCAAUGCUUCUCGGCUUCAAUUACUUCAUCUCGUGUAUAACAAUUUCGUGGGACAAGUUCCGACUGAUCUAGGAAACCUGCCAAAUCUCCAGAUACUAGGUGUUGAUGGGAAUAAUCUUGGAAGCAAUUCAGCAGGGGACUUGGAUUUCUUAACAUCUUUGGCAAACUGUACCAAACUGGAAAAGCUGGGUUUUUCUGAUAGCAAUUUUGGAGGUAGUUUACCUGAUUCUAUAGGAAAUUUGUCGGAGCAACUCAGUUCUUUAAAUAUUGCUCGCAACAAAAUAUCUGGAGUUGUUCCUGCAGCAUUAGAGAAUCUCAUCAACUUCAAUAUCCUCGUCAUGCAGGAUAACCUGUUCACAGGCCCCAUUCCUGUUUAUUUUGGGAAGUUUCAAAAGUUGCAAGGAUUGGCUUUGGAUGAAAAUAGAUUGUCAGGAGACAUUCCAUCCUCUAUAGGCAAUCUCACUCAAUUGGUCCAACUUCUCUUAUCAAAGAAUAAAUUGGAAGGAAGCAUUCCAUCAAGUUUGGGAAACUGCAUACGUUUGCAGUACUUAGUUAUUUCAGAAAAUAACCUUAGUGGAGCCAUACCCAAAACAAUUCUUUCUUCCCAAUUACUAGGACUCUACUUAUCACACAACUCAUUAACGGGCAUCCUACCUAUGGAAGUAGGUAAUUUGAAAAGCAUUGUGGAAUUGAAUGUCUCCGAAAACCAUUUGUUUGGUGAGAUUCCUACGACCAUUGGAGAUUGCUCAAGUUUGCAGAACCUUUACUUGCAGGGUAAUUCAUUUGAAGGAAACUUACCUCCAUCACUGGCUUCCUUGAAAGACCUUCGCUAUGCAGAUCUUUCACGAAACAAUUUCUCGGGAUUAAUUCCUAAAGAUUUACAGAACAUUUCUGUUAUAUUAUAUUUGAAUCUUUCUUUUAAUAAUUUGGUGGGCGAGAACUGCAAUUGCAAGUAUGCGAUGUCAAAGUUAUAA